AUGACAGAGAGCAGGAGGACAGAAGUCCAGUUCCUGGAGCAACAGAACAAGGUGCUGGAGACCACACGGGGAUUUCUACAGGAACAAAGGUGUUACAGGAGCAACAUCGAGGCAAUGUUUGAAACUUACACUGGCAAGCUGAAGAGGCAGCUGCAUGUUCUGGGAAGCAACAGAGCCAAGCUGGAAACAGAACUGAGCACCAUGCAGGGUAUCAUGGAAGAUUACAAGAAAAAGUGUGAAGAGGAAACUCAGUGGCAAACACGCGCAGAGAAUGAGUUUGUUAUGCUCAAAAAGGAUGCAAAUUGGGCCUAUGUGAACAAAGCUGAGCUGGAAGCCAAAGUGGAGUCCCUCAUACAAGUGAUCAACUGCCUGAGGAGCCUGUGUGAAGUGGAAAUCACUCAGGUCCAAGCACCCAUUUCGGGCACCUCUGUUAUUGUGUAAAUGGACAACAGCUGAGGCCUGGACAUGGAUGACAUAAUCACCGAUGUCAAAGCUCAAUAUGACGACAUUGCCAAAAAAAGUCAGGCUGAUGCAGAAACCUGGUACUACAGCAAGUAUGAGGAACUGAGAGAAACCGCUGGCAAACACGACGACAGCUUGCGUAAUACAAAGAAUGAAAUUGUGGAGUUGAAUCGGGUGAUUCAGAGACUACUGGAAAACACCAAAGCCCAGAGAUGCAAACUGGAAGGAGACAUUGCUGAAGCUGAGGAGCACAGGGAAGUGGUUGUCAAGGAUGCAAAGUGCAAACUCUCCGAGCUGGAGAAGGCAAAACAGGACAUGGCCCGUGAGUACCAGGAGCUCAUGAACGUCAAGCUGGCCCUGGACACUGAGAUCAUGACCUACAGGAAGCUGCUGGAUGGAGAGGAAAGCAGGUGUGAGCUGAGCAGUGGAGUCAUGGUAGGUCCAAAGCACCUGCCUGGCCUGAUGGCAGCUUCCCACAUCCUCUAA
This is a messenger RNA of Aptenodytes forsteri (emperor penguin), 948 nucleotides long. Its product is annotated as keratin, type II cytoskeletal cochleal. Gene Ontology annotation, molecular function: structural constituent of skin epidermis. The record is from RefSeq and is a predicted model, not a curated record. NCBI's taxonomy places the organism in Eukaryota, Metazoa, Chordata, Aves, Sphenisciformes, Spheniscidae. Gene Ontology annotation, cellular component: keratin filament. Gene Ontology annotation, biological process: intermediate filament organization; keratinization.